Mustela erminea (ermine) is the source of this 2161-nucleotide messenger RNA. RefSeq names its product tectorin beta (gene TECTB). Lineage: Eukaryota; Metazoa; Chordata; Mammalia; Carnivora; Mustelidae. Bases 201 to 1220 code for a protein of 339 amino acids. Gene Ontology annotation, cellular component: cell surface. The transcript has 11 exons. The record is from RefSeq and is a predicted model, not a curated record.
CUGAGGCUGGAGAUUUAGGGAGCAUCUGGGAAGGCAGCCUCUACAAUCCGGAGAGAAUGAAACAGUCGGAAACAUGAGCAACGGCCUGUGUCACUGACGUUCCCAGUGAAUGACCCAGGCUCGGGCUCUCCGGCAGGAUUGUGAAGAUUUGGCCAGCUUGGUUUCAAGGCCAACUGGCAAAGAGCAAGUUCUGAGAAGCGAUGGUGAUGAGGGCCUUUGUCCUGUUGGCUGUCUUUGUGGAAGCCUCUGCGAGAUCUUGCACUCCGAAUAAAGCAGAUGUCAUUCUUGUGUUUUGUUAUCCCAAAACCAUCAUCACCAAAAUCCCUGAGUGUCCCUAUGGCUGGGAAGUACAUCAGCUGGCCCUCGGGGGGCUGUGUUACAACGGGGUCCAUGAAGGGGGUUACUAUCAAUUUGUGAUCCCGGAUUUGUCACCUAAAAACAAGUCUUAUUGUGGAACCCAGUCCGAGUACAAGCCCCCCAUCUACCACUUCUAUAGCCACAUCGUUUCCAAUGACAGCACAGUGAUUGUAAAGAACCAGCCCGUGAACUACUCCUUCUCCUGCACCUAUCACUCCACCUACUUGGUGAACCAGGCUGCCUUUGACCAAAGUCCUUAUGCAAAAUUCUCUCCCCUUUUCAGAGUGGCCACUGUUCAUGUGAAGAAUGGGAGCAUGGGCACAUUUGAAAGCCAGUUGUCUCUCAACUUCUAUACUAAUGCCAAGUUCUCUACGAAGAAGGAAGCCCCUUUUGUCUUGGAGACAUCCGAAAUUGGUUCAGAUCUGUUUGCAGGAGUAGAAGCCAAAGGGUUGAGUGUCAGGUUUAAAGUGGUUUUGAACAGCUGUUGGGCCACCCCAUCAGCCGAUUUUAUGUACCCCCUUCAAUGGCAGCUAAUCAACAAGGGCUGCCCCACGGAUGAGACUGUCCUCGUACACGAGAAUGGGAAAGAUCACAGGGCCACCUUCCAAUUCAACGCUUUCCGGUUCCAGAACAUCCCCAAACUCUCCAAGGUUUGGUUACACUGUGAGACAUUCAUCUGUGACAGCGAGAAGCUUUCGUGCCCAGUGACCUGUGACAAGAGGAAGCGUCUCCUCCGGGACCAGACAGGGGGCGUCCUGGUGGUGGAGCUCUCCCUCCGUAGCAGGGGAUCCUUCCGUCUCUAUAGCUUCUCAGAUGUCCUCUAUCACCUCAUCGUCAUGCUGGGGAUUUGCAUCGUGUUGUAGGAAAUCACCAGGCAGCCAGCAGCAUCUCCUCCACCCAACAUCACCUCCUGUGUCCGUGACGAAUUUUUAUCAUGCCACCAGCAAGAACCAACAGAAGAGCAUACUGUUGGGAAGCAGAGAAUAGUGCUUUGCCAAUUACGUGUUCCAGUGAUUUUUGUGAAUUUCAGUGAUUGCCUUUGGUGCCCCACUUCCUCCUGGGACUUCCUGCGGCUCCGAGAUCCUGCAGUUCCUCUCCUGCGGCUGGUGGAGAAGUCUCUUUUCCCCCAAGCUCAAGGCAGGGCUGCAGAGGACUCCUUUGAAAGCGAUUCUAAUUUUAAAAGUCUAGCACACCCAACCAAGUGCAGCUGAGCAUUGAGGAGAAUGUAGGGCAUAACCGCAAAGUCAGUGCUAAGUACAGAAUGAACAGGAAUAGCCAACUUUGCCAAGGGGGGCCUUUGUCAUUGAUGCCCUGCGAUGCUUAUUUAAGAACCAGGGCUGAGCCACCAGGCAGGGGGGUUUCCGAUCUUUCAAAUGAUAAUGCAGGAAUCCGACUGGAAUAUAAUACUCAAAUCUGAGUGUUAGAAAGGAAAACAACUCUUGAGAGGCCACCAGGGCUAACCCAAUUUGUUUUUAGUAUAGUGUUUCUUAAAUAAGGAUAAACAUUAUAUAGAUAUUAACUUGUUUUUAGAGCUGAUAGAGAUUUCAAAAAUCAAAAGAAAAUGAACAAUUAAAUAGGACUAAGAAGAAUAAAACCCACAUUAACAGAAAUUUGACAUCAUGAUGUGGCAUUGCCUAAAUGAAAGCUGGCACAGGACACUGGAGUGACAUCUGUGACAGGUCCUCUGAAAUUUGUCAACCCAAUCCUACUCUACAUCUUGUGAUGCGCAAUGCUCUCGCAAUUUUUUUUUUCUAUUUGAUCUAAGAAAUCUUCAUCUGUGCAGAAUGGUCUGACCUCAUGUAGU